This is a messenger RNA of Brassica napus (rape), 1352 nucleotides long. Its product is annotated as probable cysteine protease RDL4. The transcript has 4 exons. Gene Ontology annotation, molecular function: cysteine-type endopeptidase activity. Gene Ontology annotation, cellular component: lysosome. The record is from RefSeq and is a predicted model, not a curated record. Bases 69 to 1190 code for a protein of 373 amino acids. Lineage: Eukaryota; Viridiplantae; Streptophyta; Magnoliopsida; Brassicales; Brassicaceae.
AGCCAAAUUUACACAACACAGAAGUAAAAAAAACGCAAAUCAACGUUUUCAUCAGUUUAAUCAUAAAAAUGAGAAUGCGUAGUGCUAAAUCAGCCAUUCUGAUCCUCUUAGUAGCAAUGGUCAUCAUAUCUUGUGUCACUGCCAUGGACAUGUCCGUCGUGUCCUACGACGAUAAUCACCACGUGACCGCGGGUCCUGGUCGUCGCCAGAGCAUCUUCGACGGUGAGGCUGAGCUGAUCUUCGAUUCAUGGAUCGUCAAACAUGCGAAAGCAUACAAUUCCGUUGCUGAGAAGGAACGGCGUUUAACGAUUUUCAAGGACAACCUACGUUUCAUUACUAACCGAAACGCUGAGAAUCUUAGUUAUCGGCUUGGUUUGACCCGGUUUGCUGAUUUAUCUCUACGUGAGUACAAAGAAGUUUGUCACGGAGCUGAUCCAGGACCACCCAAGAACCACUUUAUCAUGACUAGCAGCGACCGAUACAAGACUAGUGUUGGUGAUGUUCUGCCCAAGUCCGUUGACUGGAGGAAAAAAGGCGCAGUGACUGAAAUCAAAUAUCAAGGCGAUUGCAGAAGUUGUUGGGCUUUCUCGACUGUGGGGGCAGUGGAAAGCUUGAACAAGAUCGUUACAGGAGAGUUAGUUACUUUGUCCGAGCAGGAUUUGAUCAAUUGCAACAAAGAAAAUAAUGGUUGCGGAGGAGGAAAAGUCGAAACUGCCUAUGAGUUCAUAGUUGAAAAUGGGGGUCUUCGUACCAACAGCGAUUAUCCUUACAAGGCUGUUAAUGGAGUCUGUGACGCCAGCCUUAAGGCAAACAACAAGAAUGUUAUGAUUGAUGGGUAUGAGAAUUUGCUUGCAAACGACGAACAUGCUCUUAGGAAAGCGGUUGCUCACCAGCCUGUAACUGCAGUUAUCGAUUCCAGCAGCCGGGAGUUUCAGCUUUACGAGUCGGGAGUUUUUGAUGGAACGUGCGGAACAAACCUAAACCAUGGAGUUGUUGUAGUCGGGUAUGGGACAGAGAAAGGACGUGACUAUUGGAUCGUGAGAAACUCGUGGGGCAACACUUGGGGAGAGGCUGGCUACAUGAAGAUGGCUCGCAACACUGCUGAUCCUAGAGGCUUCUGUGGUAUUGCGAUGCGAGCUUCAUACCCUCUAAGGAACUCGUUUUCUACCGAUAUAAGGUCUAUGGCCUAAUAAGAUGAACUAAAUGGAAGGGAUCGAGUUGGAAAACAACUUAUUCGACUUUGAAAGAAAAAUAAUGUAGUCGAUGGGUUUGGCUUUGUAAUAUAUUUCCAACAUGUUUGGGAAUGUUCGAGUUUGUAUAAUAUGCAUUUAUGGAUAUUUCGUUUGGUUCUA